Molecule: messenger RNA, 1431 nt
Organism: Ectocarpus siliculosus
Lineage: Eukaryota; Phaeophyceae; Ectocarpales; Ectocarpaceae
Source: the annotation of a GenBank genome assembly
GCGGUGGUCUCUCUGCUCUUUGUCGGGAUGGCGAAACAGGGGGACGGGGUGGACGCGCAGCGGGAUUCGAUCCGCGAGAUGAUGAGCGACUGCGAGUCGAUGCAGGACGAGAUCAUGGCGCUGCAGGUCAGAUCGGCCGUCGCCCAUGAUGAGGUUGUGAUAUCCUUGGUGCCUUUCCUUCUGGCGCUGUCUCUCCACGAGGAGGAUGCCAGCACUACUAGCCGUAGGAAAAACGCCGCCGCGAGAUGAAGAUGAAGGGACCCCCCCCCCCCCCCUACCCCUCCGGAUCGAACCGGGGCGCGGCUCCUAGCGGUGUAUGAGGAACGAAUCAAAUGGAGAAGUUGAGUUUUCCGUCGGCUGCCUUUGUACGCGGCGCCAGAGCCCAUCUAUGUAUGCAAUAGAUACCCUGUCGUAUUGCCGGGUACAGCAGCAGUGGUCUGAAUGGCGUGUGUUCGCGUGUGCAGAGGGUCGACAGCAGCAGCGCGUUCUUUUCGACAAAGCACAACAAGCCGACAACGAAAAUCAGCCAAGUGUCUACCGGAGGUAUGAUCAUCGUUGAGGCGUUCUUGUUUGUCUGGUGUUGGGAUGCCCUUGUGUGCGUGGGCUGGUCUGUUGUAGUAGUGGAGUAUCAAUAGGGAAUCUUUUCUGUAACGGCUGUGCGUUGCAAAUCAUCAGCGUUUGGUGGGUCUGUUGUUUGGGUGUCCUCGCGUGAAAGGGCUGGUCGUUAGUACGGUGUGUCAAGAGGGUAGAUUGCUGUAACGGCCGUGCAUUGCGUGCAAGCUCGGGGACACCUAGAGACCACGCUCUAUGCCGACGAACCCGACAAUAGACCCGGCCUUUCUUCUGGUUGGCUGCCUGGAUGGAUAUUUCGUCCUUUUGUUGGUGGUGCAGCCAUGCACGACUCUGUCGGAAUUGCCGUCACCAUUCUCGGUGUUGGAUAGUUGUGCCAUGGUGGAUCUUGUGGGUUAGGCAGGUGUGCCAUUGUUACUAGUGUUUGUUGCGCAGAGAAACGCAUUGAUUGGUAAUGUGAUACGUGUGCAUGUUUUUUGUGUUGCGUAGGGUAUCCAGGUGUGUUCUUUUCGUGGAAGGUAUAUGUGUAGAAAAAGAACGAACAGGUCGCCUUGUCGUUCUCGUCGUCGUACAGGAGUACAAAUGCGUUAUGUAUGAUUUUUGUCCUAGGGUUCCCUCACUGCUGUCAAUUCGGGAGAGCAUUGAAUGUGAUUUCCCAGGUGUGCCCUUAGAUUUGCUAGGUUCGGUAUCCUAGGCGUGACCGUUGUUCUGUAUAGCGCGCGGUGUCCUUCCGUUAGCCGGGUUGGGGGUGCAUCGCGGAGAGCGUGUGAUCUUUGUCGGAAAGAAGAAGCAUCGUAUGGCAGCUGGCUGAAAAUGGUGAGGUUGGUCUAUCUUGUGAUUGGCAAUGACAUCUUGAACGCG